CCUUCUCCAUCCAAAUAUCCAUCCCCAAAUCGAAAAAUGUUAUCUGCCUCUUCUCCUCUUACUCUUCCGCCUCUUCCGCUCCGAUCCUCCCCCCGGGAAUUUACACGUGUCAGAUUCCGGCCACCGCAGGCCUUCUCCUCCACCGCCACUGCUUCUUCCACUGCCUACGCCUCCAGAGAAGACACUGCCUCACCGUAUCUUAACCUUCAAAGAAUGGCUUCCUGCACUUCGCUUUACGAGGUCCUUGGAAUCCCUUCCGGAGCUUCUUUUCAGGAGAUCAAAUCCGCGUACCGACGUCUUGCCAGAGUUUGUCACCCGGACGUGGCGGCCGUCGACAGGAAAGACUCCUCGGCCACCGAUUUCAUGAAGAUCCACGCCGCGUAUUCCACUCUGUCCGAUCCUGAGAAACGCGCUGAUUACGAUCGGAAGCUUCUCCGUCGGUUUCGUCCUGUGGCGUCGGUGCGGAUGGCUUCUGGUUUCACUGGAUACACUCGCCGGAAUUGGGAGACAGAUCAGUGCUGGUAAUGAGUUGACUCGCUGAGUGAUUGAAGUCGAAACUGAAACGAUCGGAGUUUGUGAAAAGCUUGAAGCAAAUAUGUGAUCAGCGAAAAUUAGGGCUACAUAUCAGAGAGCGCCGGAAUCGGAAUCGGAAUCGCUGCUUUGAUUUGUACAUAUAACGAAAUAAUCGAACCGGCGCGAAUGAUUUGAGAGACUUACUAGGAUGUUGAUGAUCCAUGGAGGGCGGAGGGAUCGAAGCUUUUCUGCAACUCACUGGAACUGAACUAGUGACCAUUCCCUUGAUUACCUUGAAAACGAGGGAGAUUUACUUCCAGAUCUUCAAGAAGAAAAUUCUAGUUCUCGAAAAAUCAAAAUCACCAAGUAAAAAUCAGAGGAAAAUUCAUAUAUCUUUUCCUAGUUUUCCUUUGGUUAUCUGUGUUUUUCUUGGCCGUGUACAGUUCCGAUUUCAACGAAAUAAAAUAAAAAAACUCAAAAACAACAUUCAGUUCUU
This is a messenger RNA of Benincasa hispida (wax gourd), 1009 nucleotides long. RefSeq names its product chaperone protein dnaJ 11, chloroplastic-like. Lineage: Eukaryota; Viridiplantae; Streptophyta; Magnoliopsida; Cucurbitales; Cucurbitaceae. The record is from RefSeq and is a predicted model, not a curated record.